Molecule: messenger RNA, 336 nt
Organism: Sitophilus oryzae (rice weevil)
Lineage: Eukaryota; Metazoa; Arthropoda; Insecta; Coleoptera; Curculionidae
Exons: 1
Coding region: 1-336 (111 amino acids)
Source: RefSeq, a predicted model, not a curated record
AUGGAUGCCUAUAGAAGAACCCUAGGAAUUUCCCGAAGAGAUAGAGUCCGAAACGAAGAAACCCGACAGAGAAUAGGAAUAGACGGAUCUUUGGCAACCGACAUCGAACGCCAACAACUUGUGUGGUACGGACAUGUUCAGAGGAUGGAUGACACCCGACUUCCAAAACAAAUUAUGCAAUGGACACCCCAACAUCAAAGAGAACGUGGAAGACCUAAGAAGACUUGGAAGAAGGGUGUCACAAGAGCAAUGAGUGCCAGAAAUCUAAACGAGGGACAAUGGAACGAUCGGAAGACGUGGAAGUUAGGCAUCGGACAACGUCGCAAGAUAUUCUAG